AUGUCCACAGUCCCGACAACAGCCAAGGUCCUGCUGCUCGGUGACGCCAGCGUCGGCAAAACUUCUUUACGGUCUCAGUUCAUCCACCAUCGCUUCUCUUCUGCAUACCGCUCAACUGUCGGCGGUGAUUUCCUUACAGCCAAAGUCCAUACCUCUCCAGACCCAACCAACCUGAGUUCUCCAACAGAAACCAUUUCUUUACAAAUCUGGGACACUGCGGGCCAGGAACGGUUCGACUCCCUGGUACGCUCAUUUUACCGCGGAACCGAUGUCGCCAUCCUCGUCUACGACGUCACUAACGCCGCUUCCUUUUCUCACCUCUCCAAAUGGCUCCGCGACUUUGUCACAGCAUCAAGAGUAAGAACUCCAAUCGUGAUUGUUGUUGGCAAUAAAAUAGAUAAAGCAGAGUAUAGAACAGUUUCUGAAAGACAAGCUUGUGAAUUCGCAGACUCAGCAGCUGCUGCAAAUAAUCUCCAGCCACCACCAUGGCCCAUUCCACAUUAUCAAACCUCAUCCACAAGUCCUAUUGAUUUUAAAAUCAUACCCAAUAAUAAUGCCAAUGACUUAGCUCAUAGCCAUGAUCAUGUUAAUGAAUACGACAUUGAUCAUGAACACAAUAACCCUACAAAUCUUAUCUCAGAUCAGUCCUUCUCUACUGCUCUUUCAAUCUCCAGCGGCAGUGUCAUUUCCUCCAGAACAUUUACAUCUGGAUCCCAGCAGCAGCAGCAGCAUCAGCAUCAGCAGCAACAACAACCCCAAUCUUCUCUUCCGUCUUCUCCUUUACUCCAGCCAGGUACUUCGACAACGCAGCAACAACAACAACUACAACAGGAACCUGCAAUCAGGUGCUUCGAAGUUAGCGCAAAGGAAAAUAUCGACGUCGAUAGACUCUUCACCUACGUGGCAGACCGUAUAGUGGCCGCACGGCGAGACGUGCUUUUUAAUUUUGAUUCAGUAGAAACGUCGGAUGGUCCCAUGGUUGACAUUACAGACACUUCUCGCUCUAAAUCCUACUGCUGUUGA
This is a messenger RNA of Magnusiomyces paraingens, 1023 nucleotides long. RefSeq lists its product as uncharacterized. Gene Ontology annotation, cellular component: vacuole; late endosome; fungal-type vacuole membrane. Gene Ontology annotation, biological process: regulation of vacuole fusion, non-autophagic. The coding region runs from base 1 to 1023 and encodes 340 amino acids. Gene Ontology annotation, molecular function: GTPase activity; GTP binding. The record is from RefSeq and is a predicted model, not a curated record. The transcript has a single exon. Lineage: Eukaryota; Fungi; Ascomycota; Dipodascomycetes; Dipodascales; Dipodascaceae.